Messenger RNA from Sitophilus oryzae (rice weevil), 1627 nucleotides. It is a transcript of the gene Rad17, whose product is annotated as cell cycle checkpoint protein RAD17. Gene Ontology annotation, molecular function: chromatin binding. Lineage: Eukaryota; Metazoa; Arthropoda; Insecta; Coleoptera; Curculionidae. Gene Ontology annotation, biological process: mitotic DNA replication checkpoint signaling; DNA repair; DNA damage checkpoint signaling. The record is from RefSeq and is a predicted model, not a curated record. The transcript is spliced from 8 exons. Bases 186 to 1595 code for a protein of 469 amino acids.
CCUUGAUUCUUGAUGUCCUUGAUCUAAAUAUUUUAUUUUGAUUUGUCAAAAAAAAAUUAGCUAAAUUUUAUAUAGUGUACAUCUGUAAUCUGUAAUCAACUGGAAUCAACAUAGAAUAGAUAAAUACAUAACAUACAUACCUGUUUUUUUUUAGAAAAAUAUUAACGAAAACUAGAAAAUAUAAAAUGAAGAGUGUUAAUCGAUGGAAAUCGUUUGAUUUUGGACCUAAAGCUAUUCUAGAUGAAAAUAUUCCGCAUAAAAAACUAAAAACCAAUCGUAAAAGUUUGGUAAACUUCAGGAAAAAUAACCACCAAACAAUAAGUAACAAUAUAACUGAGAUCAAUUUUUUGAAUGAUAUUAUUCCCCAAACUGUUGGUGAUCUUUGUGUACAUCCUAAAAAAAUAAAGGAAAUUGAAGAGUGGUUAAAAUUUGCUUUACAUUUAACCAAUCAUAAGAAGAACACACAAUUUCUUCUUCUAACAGGUCCAACAGGAUGUGGAAAGACUGCUACAACAUUAACAGUUUGUAAAUCAAUGAAUGUUAAGGUAGUGGAAUGGAUAAAUCCUGUUGAUAUUGAUUUUGAGUUCGUUCAUGGUUCGACACAAACAUCUAGAUUUUUAGAUUUUUUUUCCCAAUCAAAGUAUAGUUCUCUAUUUGAUUCCAGUGAUAGUAAAAAAAUAUUGCUUGUUAAAGAAUUUCCAAAUAUUUUUUUAAAGAGAAUUGGAGAGUUUUUUGAUAUUCUUGAGGAAUGCUACUACAAAGCAACAUAUCCUGUGAUUUUUAUCUGUUCAGAUACAUCAAGCAAAGACCUAAAUUUCCAAAGAAUUUUAUUUCCAGAGGAAGUUCAAAUGAAAUAUUCCAUUGCAAAUAUCAAUUUUAAUGCUUGUGCACCCACUUUAUUAAAAAAGGCCAUAGAAAGAGCACAAGAUGUUCUAAAAAGAGAUCCAAACACAUUUAAAGUGCCUUCUCCGGCUAUUAGAGAGGCAGUUAUAACUUCUUCAGGGGGCGAUAUACGAUUAGCUAUACACCAGUUUUAUAUGGCCAGUUUAAGAGAGUCUGCUGAUCUCCAUAUUAUAACAGAUAACAAGAAAUCUCAUAAAAAAUGUUUGGGCAACAAAUUUACUAUUAAAAAUAUGGGCAAAGAUGAAAAAUUAGGAUUAUUCCAUGGAUUAGGUAGAGUUUUGAACCCCAAAAGACAAGUAGAUGGGUCUUCUUGGAGGAUUAAUUGUGAUAUUGAAAAACUGAUUGAUGAAUUUAAUGCCCAGCCUAAUAAUUUCAGUUCUUUCCUAUUUGAAAAUUAUUUGAAAUAUUUUGGUAACCUAUUAGAUGCAGGGCAUGCUGCAGAUGUUUUAAGCUUCACUAGUUUACUAUUAGGAAACUGGGAAAAUUCAGACUGCAUGAAAAUAGGUUUGUGGAUUGAAGUUUUGGGAUUGAUGAUUUUCAAUCAACAUAGAGAGAGCAGGUGGACUCAGAUUAGUGCACCAAAGAAAAUAGAAAAAAAGUGUGCCAUUGGUGAUGUCAAGUAUGUCCAUGCAACUGAUAGAUUUUACUAUAAUCUUCUUGCUGAAAAUAAGAAGUAUCAUGCAUUUAAUUAGCUAUUACUUUUUAAUGAAUAAAUUAUAAAAAA